AUGACACCAAAACAUAAUCUACUAAAUCUGCUUAGGAUUACGAAUAAUAAAAUAUAUGAAGACAUAUCACUGGGGCAUGAUGUUACUGACCGGUCGCAGAGAAGAAAACCACCAAACAAUUCAUAUUCAAUAAAAAAGUUAGUACGAUCCACAAUGAAUGGUCUUGACGUAGCAGAUUCCAAGUCUUCUGUUGGUGUCAAUGCCAAGGUGACUAUCAUACGGCCCAUAACAAAGCAUUUUUAUGUCAAGAUCAGAUAUGAUAGAAAUAAUCGUAAAUCAAGAAAUAUAUUGAAAAUUCCUAUUCGAAGAAAACUUGAAAGCAAAGAACAUUCCAUAAAGGAUAAGAGCACUAAUAAAGCGACAAAGUACACUGGGGAUGAUUUUUCGAGAGAAUUGCCAUACAAGGGAAUCUUGAAAUUCCCUGAUUGCAUCAUCAACGAUACAGACCCAACUAGAAAAGAUAGAGAAUUGUUUCAGAAAUUGUAUCAUGAAGGAGAGCAAUUAAGGAAAUCAAAUCAAAUCGAUGAAACACCAGCCGUGGAAGAAAUCCUGACUAUGCAUGGUAGUACCGAGUCUACCCCAGCCCCAGCAGUAAACAAUUACUUGAAAUCUCAAAUCAAGAAAAUACAGUUUCGAGAAUACGAAAUUGAUACCUGGUAUACGUCACCAUAUCCAGAAGAAUACUCACAGUCAAAGAUAUUAUACAUUUGUGAACACUGUUUAAAGUAUAUGAGUUCGCCGAUCUCGUAUGAACGUCAUCAGCUUAAAAAUUGUAAUUUGUCGAAUAAUCAUCCUCCUGGAAUAGAAAUUUACAGAGAUUUGGAUACAAAUAUAGCUGUAUGGGAAGUUGAUGGUAGGAAGAACAUUAAUUAUUGCCAGAAUUUGUGUCUCUUGGCAAAAUUGUUUCUUAAUUCAAAGACUUUGUAUUAUGAUGUUGAGCCGUUCAUAUUUUAUGUUUUAACAGAAAUAGAUAAAGAGAAUCCUACCAAAUAUCAUUUUGUGGGUUAUUUUUCCAAAGAGAAGUUAAGUAAUUCUGAUUAUAAUGUGUCAUGUAUUUUGACCUUGCCAAUAUAUCAGCGAAAAGGGUAUGGAAACUUAUUGAUUGAUUUUAGUUAUCUAUUAAGUCGACAUGAGUUUAAAUUUGGUACCCCAGAGAAACCUCUAAGCGAUCUAGGAUUGGUGAGUUAUCGAAACUAUUGGAAAAUAACUAUCGCAUUGAAAUUAAAAGAAUUGCACCUUAAGUACCUAAACAAUACGGAUAAUGAUAAAAAUAGCAAUACCCUAUCAAUUUCAAUAGAGAAUUUAUCCAAACUCACAGGUAUAAUUCCUUCUGAUGUGGUUGUUGGUUUGGAGCAAUUGGAUUCGUUGAUAAAAAAUCCUAUUACUAACUCAUAUGGGAUCGUUAUCAAUUUGCAGAAGAUAAACUACAUAAUUGAAAAAUGGAAAAAUAAAAAGUACGUCUGUUUAGACUAUAGCAAACUACUCUGGAAGCCUAUGCUAUUUGGUCCAUCUGGCGGUAUUAAUUCAGCUCCAGCUAUGCAGUCUAAUCCUAUUUCGAAUUUGAAUAAUAGUACAAACUUUCCAUCUCAGCCUGUCAUGAACAAUAGCAUUUCAAAUAUUGUCAACUUUUUGAAGGACGAUAUAAACAACCCGUAUUCCUUCGAAGAGGAGGCAUCUAAAGAAAUUGAGUGCUACUUAGACUUGGGACAAGAAAAAGGGGACAUAAAUAUAAGAGAGAAUGAUAUUGAUAAUUACAUCAUCUGUUAUCCUGGUAUUGAUGUAAACCUCAGGAAAAAGCUGACUCCAGUAAGACAAGCACCAAAAAUCAAUUCAUUAAUAGAAAGUGGUAAAGAGCCAACUAUGUCGCCAGACACAAGAGACGUAAAAGGGGUAGAUGACCUUAUGGAUGACGAGGAUAUUUUUGAAGAUGAAGAAGAAGGUGUAGUAAGUGAUGAGUCUGAAGAUUACGUGGAAGGUUCGGAUAUUGGUGAUGAAGAUGGCGAAGAAGAAGAAAUUGAAGAGAUUGACGAAGUUGAGCAACAAGUAGGUGAUGAAGUUAACUAUAGUAGUGAACAAACAGAUGAUGUGGAAGAGACACUUAUUCCAGAUUAUAUUUCAGAUCAAGAUGCAACAAAUGAUAAUUCUGAUAAACCUGUAGCCCAGCCAAAAGGGUCACCACUAUCGGAUCCACACGAAUUCGACAAUCCUAAUAUACACGAAAUCAGACAAACUCGAAGCCACUCAAAUAGGCAAGCAGCGGAACCUGAAACUUUAACAAGGAACACGAGAAGUAAAAGGAGUCCGCCUGAUCUUGAAGUUCCUAUUAGAACAACGAGAUUUGGAAGACAACGGGCACAUAUAAAUGAAUCUCCCAGGCUUCGCAGAAGACGUUGA
Messenger RNA from Debaryomyces tyrocola, 2394 nucleotides. Lineage: Eukaryota; Fungi; Ascomycota; Pichiomycetes; Serinales; Debaryomycetaceae. The record is from the annotation of a GenBank genome assembly.